Molecule: messenger RNA, 6530 nt
Organism: Stegostoma tigrinum
Lineage: Eukaryota; Metazoa; Chordata; Chondrichthyes; Orectolobiformes; Stegostomatidae
Product: matrin-3-like
Exons: 15
Coding region: 253-3078 (941 amino acids)
Biological process (GO): regulation of RNA splicing
Cellular component (GO): nucleus
Molecular function (GO): zinc ion binding; mRNA binding
Source: RefSeq, a predicted model, not a curated record
AGCAUGGGAGUGUCGGGCCGCGCGGUGCGUGGUGGGGCCGCGGGUUCCAUCUGGCCUGCUCCCACUCGCUCGAGCGGCUGCCGGAGCCUGACAAAAUUCUUGGAGAAAUUACAUCCCUGUAGUUUAUGAAAUCGUCCAUCUUUUAGACCAAAUUAGACAGUGAAACAGCCUUUUUAGAACUCCUACUAACCAAGAAAGAACUUCUAGCCUGCUUUGACCGGUAUUGAAAUAGACACUCUCUCUUGUGCCACAAUGGCAAGUUUUGGCAGAGGCCAGAGCAAUCAAAUGCGUACUAAGAGGAAGAGUCGUUUUCACGAUGCAGAUGCUGGAGGUCUCGUUGCAGGUCCACCUCUGAAUAUCCAGGCAGCUCUUGGGACAUUGUGCCAGAAUCCACACUUGGCUGGCUUAAUAAAUUCUGGACAGGGUCAGAAUUAUGGCCUUCAUGGUGCAGGACAGGGUCAGAACUUUGGCUUACAAGUUGCAGGAUCGGGUCAGAACUUUGGCCCGCAAGGUGUGGGACAAAGAUCUAAAGGUUUGAUGUCUACAGCUGGUGGGCCGUCACGAUACAGCGAUACUGCUAGCAGUAGCUUGCCUUCCUUGUUUGGAGUUAGAAACCAGAAUCCACAAUCUCAUGCUGUUCAGAAACAGAUUGAUGCAGACAGGGCCAGUAACAUUCUAGCUGCAUUUGGUCUUUCAUCCAGGGAUUUGGAUGAACUGAGCCACUACCCUGAAGAUAAGCUUACACCUGAAUCCUUGCCAGAAAUUCUUACGGAGAUAAAGAGGAGAAGAGCUAAUGAAGGAACAGCUUCAAAAUACAACAGAGGUGACGGUUCUCCACGACAUGACCGUUCCUACAGAGCCUCUCAUGAUGAUUGGGAGGAAGAAAGACACUUUAGGAAACGUAAUUAUGCAAGUCGUGACUCCAGUCUUGAUUCAAUAGUUGAAUAUAGUCACGGCCAUUCUUCUCGAGACUCAAGUGCUAGGUAUGACCGGAAGGACUAUGAACGUGAGCGAUUAAGAGGCAGUGAUGACUUCUCCAGAGAGGAAAUGUGCCUCUCUGAGCCCUCACACAAUUACAAUAAAUUUGAUUCUGAUUAUGGAAGAGCUGCUCAUCUUCCUUCUCCUCGUACACAUGAGAGGUCUCUCUUUGAGAGAAAACGAGGAUCUCCUUCAUUGAACAACAUAAACGAUUACCAUGGUUUCUUGCCAGCAGUGUUCCCCCACUUGUGCUCGCUGUGUGACCUAACCAUUCAUUCUGUACAGGAUUGGAACCAACACAACAAUAGUACGACUCACCGACGACUUUGUGACCUUCUUGUGGAAAUAUAUCCAGAAUGGAAUCCGGAUGCCUUCCCACCACAAAUGGGCGAUCCUCUGGUUUUACAGUCAACAAACCUGGCUCCAGGGAUUCUGGGUCCCCCACCAUCUGGAUCCUUUCUUGCAUCGAACAGAGGCAUGGGAGGGAUGGAAUCCCAUGGGGGAUCAGGUCGCAAAGGCCCUACAGAUAACAAACAAGGAAACAACACUCAGAGGCUGCAGAAGCCAGCCAGAAUGAAUGCGAAUGAUGAGCCUGGACGAGUAGUUCACAUUAGUGAGUUGCAGCGAGGUAGAUGUACGAAUCGUGAUCUAAUCAAGCUGGCUGAACCUUUUGGGAAGGUUACAAACUACUUGUUGAUAAAGUCAAAGGGUGAGGGAUUUGUGGAAUUGGCAUAUCCUGAAGCAACUCAAGCCAUGGUGAAGUUUUACCAGAUGAAACCUACGUUUAUUGAUGGCAAUGCUGUCAGAGUGGAACUCUCCCAGAAAUAUAAAAAGCUGACUAUAAUGGGCAAAGAAAGUGAAGAACGAAGCCGGGUUGUCCACAUCAGCAACUUGCCUUCUGUUGGCUAUUCUGAUUCGGAAAUUGUAUGCCUUGGUAUGCCCUUUGGAAAAGUGACCAACUACCUACUAAUGAGAGUUAAAAAUCAGGUUUUCCUGGAAAUGGAAACACACCAAAUGGCAAUGGCCAUGAUAGAAAAGUUCAAGAAAAUCCCUCUGAUGUUCCAUGGCAGAGAACUGAAAGUAUAUUUGUCUGAAAAGUAUAGGAGCUUAGUGUUAAGGAAACCAGGCAAAGGAGUUGAUGAACUCUUAAGGAACAGAGAACGGGAAAAUCGAAAAAGGGGUCGUUCUCAUAGCCCUACUUCUAAAAGACCACGAUCACCCAGCAACAAGAGAAAGGCUCAAGAUAAAUCCAAGAAUUCUAAGGAAACAGACAAUGAAAAUGCACAAGUGGGCUCUCCUUCACUGGAGAACGCAAGUCCCAAACAGUUAGAAGGAGAGAAUGUUGCAAAAAUUAAGUCACAGGGUGGCCCUUCUCCAGACACCAAGACCUACGAAGAAGGUGGCCCAGAAGAAUUACUGUUGACAUACGAUGAAUUAGUGAAGGACAAAUCUGCAACAGGUGACAGAGAGGAUGUUUUGGAAGUGGAAUUGGAACCGGAUAUAGAAGUUGGGCAUUUCACUGAAAGUGAAAUGAGAGAUGAGUCUGAUGCAGAACAAGGCUGUCGAGAUGCAGCACACUCAGAGAAGCGCUCAGAAGGCAUUCGAUGUCCAGAGUACAUGGAUGAGUUUUUUGCCCUUGAUGAGAUUGAUGAUCCGAAUGGUCAGAAAAUCAAAUCUGCUCAAACAGACAAACUGCUUACUGAUGACAUCAAAGAUGAACAAGAUGCUGAAAAUGAAAGUUAUCUAAGAAGUAAUAUGAAUGAAAACACUGACAUGGAUGUAAAAACUGGUGAAGAAGUGAAGGGAAACAUUUCCACGUUAUGCGGAGAACCAUCAAGUGAGCAAAUCCAAGCUCUCUCUCCUCUUCCAGAUGAAUACAAACUUGGGCCAUAUAAACCCAACAAUCCUGUAGGUUUAGAUUAUGUGGUUCCAAAAGCUGGCUACUACUGCAAACUUUGCCGUCUCUUCUACACAAGUGAGGAGACAGCAAAGCAGACUCACUGUGGCACCGUUGAGCAUUAUGAGAGACUUAAGAAAACACUGGCCAAGCAAGCUAUGGAGUACUGGAGAGAAAAACAGCAGCAAUUCGUUCUGGAGUGACCGAACAUAAGAACUGAGCAAAACAUUGAGAAGCAUAAUUCCAGUAUUACCCAAAACAUUGAACACAAUCUGACAACCCAGAUGGAUAUGAGCUUUUUGCAGUUUUUAAACUAGAAAGAUUUAUAUGAGUAUCGUGCUGUAAUGUUGAACAACUUAGGGCUGUAAGAAAGUUUGAAUUUUGAAACAUUGAUGAUAGAUUAUAACUUUAAUGUUCAUGUUUCUUUUUCGUUUUGAAGCUUCAUUAAGUUCCUAGAUGAGACAAGUCAACCCUUUUGAAUGAACUGCAAUAAUCACUUUCUUCCAGCAGUGAAACACAGACCUGUGCUUCAAUCCAAUUAUAUCCUACAGUGUUGAUCUCAAACUCGUUAUCGUCUUCUCACAGUAAAUUGCUUCUCAACACUUAACUAUAUUGAUUAUUUUUUAUGCAACAGUGAUAAUGUUUUCAGUGCUAGCAGUAUGAAGCUUCAAAACAUUUUUUUAAAAGUUUGAUUUGUUAACACCUGUUUAAAAUAAAAGCCCAAAACGUUGAACUUCUAACAUAUGGUAUUUGUCUCUGGUUAAAUAUCUGUGAUUGGCUUGUGGAGACAUGAAGCUUUUAAUCAUUCAUUGCUAGUUAUGUUUUGUUGAGCUAAUAUAAAUGUUGACAAUGUAACUGGCCGUAACUGGAAAAAGUAAAAUACUGUUUAGAAAGAAAUCCAUUACAAGAAUGAAUGCAAGAUUAAAUGGGAAUUAAUCUCAUCCAUCAUUGUUCCUUCACUGAUUUAAGUUAGAAUACUAAGUUGUCAGUUGUGUUUUCAAUUGUAAAACCAUAAGUAGAGAGUUUGUAAUCUGGGUUGUGAUAUAUUGGACCAACACUGAUAUCCAUCCAUCUCAGCCCAAACUAAGCAAAUAUUUUGGAGAUUUUUUUUCCUUUAACAUACAUAUAAACAUUGGAAAAACAUAACAUAUUCUGUUUUUGUUUUAAAGUAGUAGUUGUUGCUUCAUUCAGUCACUGAAUUUCCAUCUUCAAGUAGGAAUUAUUGUCGCCUGCAGUAUAAACCAGCUAUAAGAAAUGUCAUUGUCUGGGCAAUUUACAUGUGCUAAGUGCAACAUACUUGGGAUUGUUUUGGCUCUUCCCCUCCUUUUGGAUUAGCAGUAAUUCAUGUUUUUGUGAAUGUUACUUUUUUCAGAGAAUAAGGUUAUGUACUGCAAGUACUCUGCCAUUUUUACUUUUGUAAGCAUGCUAAAGAACCAUUUUUCAACACUUAGUGUGAUAUUUGGUAAACAAGCAAUUAUAACAUAACAAAUCUCAGUCUGCAAUGAAGAGUGUUUUCCAAAUAUCAUGCCUGGUUGUAUGAAUUUUGUUCAUAGCAGAGCAUAUUUAGCUCAUUUUAUUGACUACUGUCAUAUUCAGUUCUCUUUAGGACCAAGCGAUCAGUUAAUGUAACAGCCGGUUUUUAAGGCACAUAACCAUAAUUGUCAGAGAUUUGGUCAAUGAUUGAAUAGUGGAAUAGGUAUUUUUAAGAUCUGUCUAAUGUAUCAAUUUUAGGGUGUACAUGAGAUGCUGCAUUUUCCGUUAACUUGUCUAGCCCUCAAGUAAUAUGUGGCAACCUCAUCAAAUUUGGAUUAAUCAAAAUUCUAAAUCUGGAAUGCAAUAAAAAAGUGUAUUUUGGAAGUCCCCAUUAAUGUGUUUUCUAGACCGAAGUAGAUUAUUUCAGGACACUAUCCAUGCUGUGGUAUGGGCACUCCAUUUGGCUUCUUGGGAUCUUUGUACUUUAGUUCAAUCAUUUAGAUUGUAGCAAAAUAUCUGGCGUGCGUGGUGAAAUCAGGGUCUCCAUACAAAGUGACUACCUGAGACCGUUUAGAGCUAGGAAACGUGAGGCUUGAAAUUUGCUGUGACCCCUGAGUGAGAACUAAGAGAGCAAGGGCCAGUUACAGGGAAGCAUAGCUAUUAUAGUUCAGAGUUCUUCAGGGACCCUUACUACCAAGAGCUUGUGACCCCAAAAUUUCAGCUCAAGACCUCAGUUGGACCUCCCAAGCCCCCACUUUGGGAAACCCUAAUUUAGAAAUCACCAGAGUGGGAUGGAAAAAUGGGGGGUAUUUUGCUAAAUUUAUUUCACUGACUUUUAUGCUGCGUUCAGUAUAAGAACUUGCCAAACGGAUAAUAAAGGGGCAUGAACUACGUUGGUUUAAAUUCAGAUGUCAUGUUAUCCAAAGCCUUGUGCAAUUGUAGCUUAUUUUUAGAUAUUCAUGUUUCUGAUGUCAUGCAUGUCAUUGUGUAAAUUCUUGCAUAUUGUCAUAAAGAUAUUCAAGAUAUUUUUGCCAUCAAUAAAAAAAUUGUAAAUCCCAAAAGAGCCAAAGUAAUUUGAAGUAAUAGUUUGACACCAUUGGAUUAAUUAAGCCUCAAACAUUUUUGUCAGUUGCAUAUUUUCUAAGUACCGCAUUGUGCAGUAUUUAGAAAGUAUAGGAAUUCACAUUGUUUGAAAAAAGCUUAAACUGUCUAUACGGAACAUACAGUGGCAUUCUGAAAGUCUUAUAGCUCAGAAUUGCCACAAAAACUGAUUUUUCAACUUGACAAGGUGUCAAAAGAUCAGAUUUGAGAACAUUUGAGCUUUCUUUUACUGACCCAAAUUUUAUGUAAUGUGACUCAUUUUCAGUUUGACACAGUCAAAACCAGAUUCUAAUCUUCAUUUGCAAUUGAACUGAAAUACUUGCUUUUGCAUUUCUAAGAGCAAGCAUGCUUGUUUAUUAGAUCUAAGAGUGUAUUUAGUAAACUUCUGAGAGAUGGUGUUGGUAUUUAAAGUAUACAGACAUACUAAAUCAUUGCCGAUUAGAACUGUGAUGUACUCUUGCUUCUUGUUUAAAUCUGUGGUCUUUGGUACAGACAUUGUUUUGUAUUCAAACUUGUUGAAAUUUUUCUUUUGAUUUUGAUCUGUAAUGAACCAGAUGUUGUACAAAGAAGCCUUGGUAGAUCACUUGCCUUCCAAAUAGAUGGCCAGAAUUGAUUGCUAGAUUACCCUAUCAGGAGAAUCUUUCUGGCCUAGUCAGAUAAGUGUUCCCAAUUCUUGGGAAGCAUGUGAAAGCAAAAUGUUCCCUCUUAGAAGUGAUCUGUGAUUCCCAAGGGAUGUAUGGCAUUUCUGAGAACAGCUAAACGUGGAAUACUGCAAUAAGCAGUAAAUUGGUGAGUAACUUAGUGAUUUGAAAACUGAUAGUUAAUGAAGUGGGCCGGCUUCCUUUUAUUUCAUGUUUGAUUGCAGUGUUGUUAAAAACGGUUUGCUUUUAAACUCUUUCUUCAACUUUAAUGUGUCCAGGAUCAGUUGGAAAACCAGCUUUAAAUGAUAAAAUGAUAAAAUGUGAAAUUGUUGAUUUAUUUUGUUUGUUUAAAAUUGUGCUGUUGAGAAGGUUGGCUGGAAUGGAGAGCCUGUUAUGCCUGAACACUACACAAUAAAACUUUUAUAUUGUUACUGGUGCAA